Molecule: messenger RNA, 720 nt
Organism: Onthophagus taurus
Lineage: Eukaryota; Metazoa; Arthropoda; Insecta; Coleoptera; Scarabaeidae
Source: RefSeq, a predicted model, not a curated record
AUGAAACAAGCUGUAGUGUAUAUGUCGCAGGCAAAUGGUUGUUUCAGGUCCAGACAUCCAACCAGAUUACUAGUGGAAAAGAGGACUUUUAUGACUACUUGUGCGAUUGUGUGCGCUUCAGGGCAAGCUUUACCUCCAAUUCUUGUUUCCCCGAGGAAAUAUUACAAGGAUUUUUUGUUCACUACUGCACCUCCUGGGUCCCUUGGACUUGCUAACCCGAGUGGAUGUAUGAAUACGGAGCUGUUUGUCCAAGUCAUGCAGCACUUUAUAAAACAUACUUAUGUAUCCCUAGAAAACCCCACAUUGUUAAUAAUGGAUAAUCACGAAUCCCAUCUGAGUAUUGACGCUUUGGAUCUAAUCAAAAAAUCUGGGGUUUCUGUUCUUACUCUGCAUCCACACAUAACAGUUGAAAUGCAACCAGUUAAUGUGGGCUUAAACGGACCAUUUAAAACCUAUUAUAAUAGCGCUGUAGAUUCCUGGUUACGAAGAAAUCCAGGCAAACAGAUGACAAUCUACAAUUUUGCCGAGUGUGUGGGUCAAGAAUAUCAAAAAGCAAUGACCCCAAUAAAUAUUGCAACAGCCUUCAAAAAAUGUGGAAUUUUUCCUUACAACGCAGACGUUUUCGAAGAUAUAGAUUUGAUGCCGUCAGCAGUCACCGACAGAGAACAACCAGGAUCAUCUUCAAAAUUGCCCAUUUCUGCUUCUUCAGACCACCUGUGA